Messenger RNA from Aphidius gifuensis, 10671 nucleotides. Its product is annotated as unconventional myosin-IXAa-like. Gene Ontology annotation, biological process: intracellular signal transduction. Gene Ontology annotation, cellular component: myosin complex. The record is from RefSeq and is a predicted model, not a curated record. Gene Ontology annotation, molecular function: ATP binding; protein binding; microfilament motor activity. NCBI's taxonomy places the organism in Eukaryota, Metazoa, Arthropoda, Insecta, Hymenoptera, Braconidae. Bases 1341 to 8354 code for a protein of 2337 amino acids. The transcript is spliced from 7 exons.
UAGCAUAAAAACUAAUCAAAAUAAAUCUAAAUUACGUGUAAAAAAAAAAGGUAACAAAAAACAAAAUAAAAAAAAAUCAGUGAUAAAAAAAAUUUACAUAUGUGUGUGACAGCCGGUUCCAUUUUCACGUUACUCAUAUGUGAUUAUAAAAAAAUAAAAAUAGUGUUAAAAUAAUAAAUACAUACGCAAUAUUAACCAAUACACACUUAAUAAUAAUCACAUAUACAUAUCCUUAAUCCUUCAUAUACCCCCUUCGUGUUUCUCUCCUCAUCAGAGAGUGUCUCUCCUCAUCUCUCCUAUAUAUUUUUUCUCAUAUAAUGUUAAAAAAAAAAAACGGAAGAAACACGUAUGUGUUUACAUAUUCUAAACACAUACCUCAAUAAAUAUAUAUAUAAAUUUUUUAUAUACAUACAAAUACAUACGCACCAGUUACUUUUAUCAUCUAGAGAGACUUUCCUUCCUUCCUUUUCCUAUACUCAAAAAUAAAUAAAAAAAAAAAGUACUCGUGAAGAAGAGACUACUAUCAUCUGUAACAAAAAAGAAAUUUACAAAAAAAAAAAAAAAAAAAAAAACACUUGCAAACACAUACACAGAGAUACUGUUUCUUUUUAUUUUCUGGUUCCAUGGUUUUUAAAGAGAUUAUAUUUUUAAACGUGUGAUUAACAAGUCUGGAACAAGCUUAAAAAGAAAUAAAAUUAAGCAAAGAAAUAAUAGUUGAGCUUUGAGAAGGAAUAAAAAAAGAAAAAUCAACUGCCUAUUUUAAUGAAAUAUAUGCUAAUAAAUAUAUAUCUUCAUGACACAUCUUCAAUGGACACAAAUAAAUUUUCAUGACAAUAGGUUUAAAUAACUGUCGAGAGCUGGUUAUCUCGAUAAUAAAGUUUAAAAGUUGUAUGACAGUUUUGUUGAGUACUGUUGUAUAAAUAAUUUUAAAUAGAAAUAAAUAAAUAAGAAAAAAAAAACAAAAAAGUAAAUAUCAACAAACAACAAGAGCAACAAAAAAAAAAAAUACUCGAAAAAUAACUAUUUUAAUUUAUUAAUUUAUUUUUAUUUUUUAUUAAUCAAGUGAUUAUGAUUUUGAACAAAUACAUAUAAUAAAUAAUAACAAUGUUUAAAGUGUAAAGAAACAAAAAUUAAAAAAAAAAAAAAAGGAAUUAUAAUUUUUUUAAAAAAGUGGAAUAAUAUAUUAGAGUGACAUUUACAUCAAAAUGUGUGAAAGAUAUAAACACACGGACAAGUGGAUAAAUGUCAUUGAAAAAUCAAGGAAAGGAAUAAUUUUUAAGUACUUUAUGGAUGACAGAGGACAGUCUUACUAACCCUACAAUAUCCAAGGGUUAAUCGAAAUGGAAAAUAGUGCCUCAAGUGUAGUACAAGUAUUCGUGGGUGAAUGGAGCCCAGAAUACGAGGCACUAUCAAUAAAAGCAACAAAACAAACAACAUCAUCUGAAAUAGUUGAAUGUAUUAUUGAUAGAUUGGGUCUUGUUGAUAUAAAUAUAAAAAAUAUAUUAGCUGGUUAUGAACUUGCUGAAGUUGUUGUACAAUAUGAUAAAAAUAUUGGUAAUUUAGGUGAACAAGAAUGUAAAGAAAGAAGACUUGGACCAAGUGAAUGUCCAGUAGCACUUAUGUUAUUAUGGCCAAAAAGUAUAACACAACAACAAGAACAUUACAGAUUUUAUUUACGUAAAAAACAAACAGAUUAUUUAUGGUCAAAUAGUAGAUUUCCAAUGGAUCCACAAUUAUUAAAAGAUUAUUUUAAUAGAUUUUUAUAUCAACCACGUGAUAAAGAAUAUCCAGAUCUUUGUCAAUUACCAGAUUUAAAUGAACAAACAUUAUUGGAUAAUUUACGUGCACGUUUUUUAGCUGGUAAUAUAUAUACAUAUGUUGGUAGUAUAUUAAUAGCACUUAAUCCAUUUAAAUUUUAUCCAAUAUAUAAUCCAAAAUAUGUUAAAUUAUAUCAAAAUCGUCGUCUUGGUACUGAUAUACCACCACAUAUAUUUGCAAUUGCUGAUUCAGCAUAUCAUUCAAUGCUUAAAGAAAAAAAAAAUCAAUGUAUUGUUAUUAGUGGUGAAUCUGGUUCUGGUAAAACUGAAUCAACAAAUUUUUUAUUACAUCAUUUAACAGCAUUAAGUCAAAAAGGUUCACAUGGUAGUGGUGUUGAACAAACAAUAUUAAGUGCUGGACCAGUUUUAGAAGCAUUUGGUAAUGCUAAAACAGCUCAUAAUAAUAAUAGUAGUAGAUUUGGUAAAUUUAUUCAAGUUAAUUAUAAAGAAAAUGGUAUGGUACAUGGUGCUGUUGUACAAAAAUAUUUAUUAGAAAAAUCAAGAAUUGUAUCACAAGGAAAAAAUGAAAGAAAUUAUCAUGUAUUUUAUUAUUUAUUAGCUGGUGCAAAUGAACAAGAAAAACAAUUAUUACAUUUAAAAAAUUAUGAUUCAUAUAAUUAUUUAAAUAAAAGUGGUUGUUAUGGUCUUGAAAAUAUUGAUGAAAAACAUGAAUUUUCAAGAUUAAAACAAUCUAUGGAAAUGGUUGGUUUUACACCAGAAAAACAAAGAAGAUUAUUUGCUGUAUUAUCAGCAGUAUUAUUAUUGGGUAAUGUUGAAUUUCAACCACGUAAAUCAUAUCAUCAUCAUGAUGAAGCUGUUGGUGUUAAAAAUCCAGAUGUUGUUGCAUUAAUAUCAGAAUUAUUAAGAGUUAAACAAGAAACAUUAUUAGCAGCAUUAACAGCUAAAAGAGCAAGAGUAUCUGGUGAAACAUUAGUUAUUAAUUAUCGUUUACCUGAAGCAAUUGCUGCUAGAGAUGCUAUGGCUAAAUGUUUAUAUGGUGCAUUAUUUGAUUGGAUUGUAUUACAAGUUAAUCAUGCAUUAUUAUCAAAAAAAGAUACAUUAAAAGAUCAUCAAGGUAAUAGUAUUGGUGUACUUGAUAUAUUUGGAUUUGAAGAUUUUAAAACAUGCAAUAGUUUUGAACAAUUAUGUAUUAAUUAUGCAAAUGAACAAUUACAACAUUAUUUUAAUCAACAUGUAUUUCAAUAUGAACAAAGAGAAUAUAGAAAACAAGGUAUUAAAUGGACUGAUAUUGGAUACAGUGAUAAUUCUGGUUGUCUUAAUUUAAUUGAAGGUAAACCAAAUGGUCUAUUAUGUUUACUUGAUGAUCAAUGUAAUUUUCCUGGUGCAACAAAUGAAACAUUAUUACAAAAAUUUAAUUCAGUACAUAAAGAUAAUCAAUUUUAUGAAACACCACAAAGACGUGAAGCUGCAUUUGUUGUUAGACAUUAUGCUGGUGCUGUUAAAUAUCAAGCAUCAAAUAUGAGAGAAAAAAAUUUAGAUCUCAUGAGACCAGAUGGUGUUGUUGGUGUAUUGAAAAAUUCAUCGUUAGCAUUUGUCAGAGAAUUAGUUGGAGCUGAUCCAGUUGCUGUAUUCAGAUGGGCAAUAUUAAGAGCAUUUUUUAGAGCACAUUUUGCAUUUCAAGAAGCUGGACGUGCACAUCGUCAUGGAAGAGCUGAUGGAAAUAAAAAUUCAGUCCAAAAUCGUUACAGAACACCAAAUGAAAGUCUCGUUAGUUCUCACAAACAUACUCGUCCAUCCAGUUAUCAGAAGCAACGAAGUGUCUGUUUACCAUCACCAACAACAACACCGACAACAACUGCCACAACAACAUUAACACAAAAAAAUGAAAACAACGACAAUAUCAAUAACAAUCGAUUAUCAUGGCCACAAUUUAGAAAUGUUAAUCAAACUCAACAACAAAAUACAACAAAUGUUAUCAACAAGACGAAGGGUUAUGCAUUAAAGUUCAGGGAUGAACAGCAUAAUUUUAAUAAUAAAUUAAGACGGGAUACUCAUACACCACUUGAGAGGGUACUUCCAAAAGACGAAGCAAAUGUCAUGGAACGUGCUAAUCAAAUUGUCAUGAAAAAUAAAUCAUUUCGACCAAGGGAACGUGGUAAAAAAAGUUUAAAAAAUUUACAAACAGUUAAAACACUUGCUGGAAGAACUCAAAGUUAUGGUACUGGUGGUCCAGGAAAAGCAAGAAAACAACCAAUGACAGUAUCAGCUCAAUUUCAACAUAGUUUACACAGUUUAAUGGAUACAUUAAAUCAAGCAAAUCCAUUUUUUAUACGUUGUAUUAAAAGUAAUUCAAAAAAAAAUCCAAAUGAAUUUGAUGAAGAAACAGUACAACGUCAAUUACGUUAUACUGGAAUGUUAGAAACAGUAAGAAUACGUCAAGCUGGUUUUAAUGUACGUUUAACAUAUGAAGAAUUUAUUCAAUUAUACAGAAUGUUAUUACCAAAUGGUUUAAUUAGUUCACAAAGUGAUGUACGUGAUUUUUUAUUAACACUUAAUUUAAAUAAAGAUAAUUAUCAACUUGGUAAAACAAAAGUAUUUUUACGUGAAUCAGAAAAACUUAAACUUGAUAUUGAAUUACAUCAACAAAUAAUAACAAGUAUAACAACAAUACAAAAAUGGUUUAGAGCAUGUCUUGAACGUAGAAAAUUUUUACGUAUUAAAAAUGCUGUUGUUACAAUACAAUCAUUUUGUCGUAUGAUUAUUGCCCAAAAAAUUGCUCACAAUAUACGUACUAAAAUUGAUGCAGCAAUAAAUAUACAAGCAGCAUGGCGUUGUUAUCGUCAAUAUACAUGGUUUAAAAAAUUUAAAUUAUGUAUUAUUAAUUUUCAAUCAUAUGUACGUGGUAAUAAUGCACGUAAAAAAUAUUGUGAAUUAAAAAAAUCAAAAAAAGAUAAAAUAUUUCGUACUGAUAUUAAAUUAGAAGGUUCAUUACUUGAUGAUAAUAAAUUAUUAUCUGAAAUUAAUAAAAUUUCAUCAUCUUUAUCAACACGUAAAUCUGAAAGUAAUAUUAAUGAUUUAUCAUAUUUAAAACAACAACAACAAAAAUCAUCAUCAUCAUUAUCAACAAUAACAACAUCAACAAAUAAACGUACUAUUAAUUCAACAAAAAAUAUUGAUAAUUUUAAUAAUCAAGAUGAUUGUAGCAGUAGUAGUAGUAAAAGUUAUGAAUCACAAUUAAGUGUUGAUAGUAAUGAAUCAAAUUUUUCACAUGAUAAUUUAAAUUUAAAACCAAUACCAAGUGCACGUACAAAACGUAAUGAUCAAGCAUCAUUAUCAUCAGCAACAUCAUCUUCAUCAUCAACAAUUAAUUUAAAUACAACAAGUAGAACAUCAUUAAUGAGUAAAAGAACAGAUAGUUCAUCAACUGGUUAUAGUGAUGGUGAAACUGAUGGUGAUACAACAAAUGUAUUAUGUACACCACCAUCAUCUGUAUUUAAUACAUCAACAUUAUCAUCAUUUAGUCCACGUGAUAUUAAAUAUCAACAAAAAACAGGAUAUCUAUCGUCAUCAUCAUCAUCACAAAGUCCAAAUUCUGAUAUUUGGCGUAAAAAAAUUGAUUACAAUUAUACUGAUAAACCAAUAGCAACACCACCACCAACAACAACAUCAUCAUCAACAAUAAACAGUAUACAAAAACCAUUAGUUACAAGAUCACCAAAUAUAUCACAAUAUCGUCAUUUAACAGAAACAUUAUUAGAACAAGCACGUCUUGAAAGAUUAAAUGAAGCAUCAAAUUUAAAUAUACAUGAUGAAUGUGGUAUUAGUGGUGGUGGUGGUAGUAGAUUAAAUAAAAGUGAUGCAUUUAUUUAUCAUGAACAACCAAGACACCAUCAUCAACAACAGUUUCAACAACCAAGAAGAUUAUCUGAUAAUUCUGGUGAUAGAUUAUUAGAUAAUACAUCAUCAUCAUCAUCGUCAUCAUCACCAUCAAAAAUAUUACGUGAAUCAAAUGAAUUUAAUUAUUUAAAACGUCAAAAUUCAGAAGGUGAUACUUCAUUAAAAUUAGAUGGUUUAUUAUUAGAUAAAAUAAGAGAUGAUGAUUUACAAACAAAAGAAAAGACUGAACCUGAUGUGCCAGUUAGAAGUGUCAGAAGAAAUCGUCUAGGUAGAGAAUAUAUAUGUCGUUCAAUGGGUGAAAAUAUGAUUGAACAAACACAAAAUGAAGCAAGAAAUAUAUUAUUACGUACUAUUAAUGAAGGUGAACAAAAUAUAUUAAAAAUACCAUCAAGAACAGUUACUGAUUGGCCAAGUAAAAAUGAAGGUUCAUAUAAACCACAACAACAACAACAACAACAACAACAAAAAUUACAAUUACAAAUUGGUGGUGGUAUUGGUACUGGUGGUAAACGUAUUAAAACAAUAACAACAACAACAGCAAUGACAACAACACCAAUUGGUCUUGAUUUAAAAAGACGUAAUUCUGAUCCAGCAACAAAAUCAACAUCAGUUGUUAAUAUUAUUGAUAAUAAUAUUAUUAUUAAUGAUAAUAAAAGAAAUAAUUGUGAUGCUGUAACACCAAUUGAUUUAAAACCAGCAAUUGGUUUAGGUGUACUUAGAUGGAAUAGUAAUAAUGCAUUUACACUUGCUGGUCAUCAUUUUCGUAAAUUAGUAAGAUCAUCAAAAGAUGAUGUAUGUAUAUGUUGUCAUGAAAAAAUGGAUGCAUUUGCUGCACAAGGUUAUAAAUGUAAUGAUUGUAAACAAUCAUAUCAUGUUAAAUGUAUACAAAAUAAUGGUCUAAGUAAAAUGACAUGUCCAUCAACAAAUAUACAAAAUAAUAGACGUAAAAAUCGUAAUAAAAAUCGUAUUGUAUAUGAUGCAAUAAAACAAACAGUAACAUCAAAAUUUAGUUUAACUGGUACAUCAGCAUUUUCUGAUAGAACUGAUAAAAUAAUAUCAGAUGCUCAAGAAUUAGCAUUUAUGCAAGAUUUUAUAACUAAAAAAAUAUUUACAAUUGAACAACAAGAAGAGGGUAAACAACCAAGUGAAGUUGAUCGUGUAUUUAAACAAGCAUUAAGAAAAUUUAAAGAUGAUCUUGUUAUAACAUAUAGUGUUGCAAUACAACAAGGUGUUGAUGGUGGUAAUCUUAAAUAUACUGAUCUUAUUACAAAUUUUUUACGUGUUAUGGAAACAGUAUGUAAACAAGAAAAUACACGUGAAGAUUUUCCUGUGACAAUGGGUGUUAAUGCAUUUCGUGGUUUUAUGAAUGAAUUUAUGUCACUUGUUAAAACUGAAAUACCAAAACAAUCAAAAAAUAAACGUAAAAAAGAAAAAAAACGUAAACAAGAAGAACCAACAAAACAUGGUAAUCAUAUGUUUCAAUUAACAAUAAUAAAUAUACCAACAGCAUGUGAAGUAUGUUCAUCAUUUUUUUUAUGGCCAAUUGAACGUGGUCUUGUUUGUCAAAAUUGUAAAUUAACAUGUCAUAAAAAAUGUUAUAAUGGUGCACCACUUGAUUGUGGUAAAGAUGGUACAAUAAAUGAUAUUAAUUGUCGUAAAGUAUUUGGCAUACCAUUACAUAAAUUAGUUUUUUGUGAUAUGAAAAUACCACUUGUUGUUAAUCGUUUAAUGGAAACAAUUGAAAUGCAUGGUUUAUAUACUGAAGGUUUAUAUCGUAAAAGUGGUGUUAGUUCAAAAGUACGUGAAUUAAAAAUUAAAAUUGAUGAAUAUGAUUUAGAUAAAAUUGAUUUUAGUGAUUAUCAAGUACAUGUACUUGCUGCUGUAUUAAAAAGUUUUUUUCGUGAUAUGCCUGAGCCAUUAUUGACAUUUGAGCUAUAUGAUGAUUUUUUACAUGCUGGUAAUUUAACAAAUGAACAUGAUCGUGUUAGUACAUUAUUUGCAAUAUUAAAAAAAUUACCAAAACCAAAUUUUGAUUUAAUGGAAAGAUUAAUAUUACAUUUAGCACGUGUUGCAUUACAAGAAGUUGCUAAUCGUAUGUCAUCAUCAGCAUUGGCUAUUGUAUUUGCACCAUGUAUAUUACGUACAAAUAGAACAUUACCAGCACAAGAUUCAUUACAAGAUGUUGGUAGACAAACAAAAUGUAUUGAAACAAUAAUACAAGAAAAAUUACGUUUUUUAUGUAUUACACUUGAAGAUAUUAGUACACUUGAUACAGCAUGUCAAGCAGCAACAAAUCGUUUAUCAAGUUUACGUUCAUCAAAAAUAUUUAGUCCAGAAGAAUUAAGUGUAACAUCAACAUCAAAUAUUAAUACACGACAUAUUGGUGGUGAUCGUGAUUGUGAUCGUAGUGGUGGUGAUGAAGAAGAAGCAUUACUUGUUGGACAAAUACAAACAAUACAAAAACAAAAAACAUUAUUAACAUCAACAUUACCAAGUUUAACAAGAGCAUCAUCUGAUGAUGAUUUAUUAUUAUCUGCAACUGAUCUUGAUGAUGGAUCACUUGAUGAUCUUUUGCCACCAUCAACAGAAACCGUACUGAGAAAAAAAAUAAUUAAUCGCCAAAAUUCAGCAGACAAUUCUUUUCCAACAAUCAUAAAUGAAGACUUGGUAAUGGUAUGACCUACUUAUAUUAAUAAAUUAUAAAAAAACUGUGACGAAAAAAACCAACCAACAAACAAACUUUAAAGCUAACAAUGUAAAUGUCAAAAAAAUAAUGAUAAAAACAUUUAAAUUUUGUUUAUCAUGUAUGAGAUGAUAAUGAUGAUGUUGAGUAGAUGAAAAUGAUCAGUAUAUGUAUGUGUAUGUUUGUUAAAAACUUUAAAGGAUACUUUGAGUGUCACACCGAUAAUUUAGUUGUUUAGUAAUUAAAUACGAGUUUCAAAAUAUCUCGACAUAAUUUGAUAUAUGCCACUAAUUGGUAUUUAUCAAAAAUUAUAAUUCUGAGAAUUAUUCAAAAGCUUCUGACUCUCAUUUGAGAUUUAAUUUUUAUUAAUUAUUAUCAUUUUAUUAUUAUUUUUUAAUUAUUAUCAUUAAAAUUAUAUAUUAUAUAUAUAUUUAUAGAUAUUGCUUUAUAUCUGAGAUUAUUCAAAUGAUGGCUGACUGAUCGCACACAAUGAUUGUUAUUAUUAUCAAUGAAAAAAAAAAUAUAAACAAGGAAUAAAAUUUAAUCUAUCAAAUUUAAAUAUUUGUUAAUAUUAUUAAGUUGGGUUUUUUUUUUUUCUUUUAUUUAUAUAAAUGUUCAAUAAAUGAACUUGAAAUUGUAGUUAACCAAAAUUUUAACGCAACAAUAUUAUUAUUAUUAUUAUUACCAUUAUUAUUAUAUUAUAUUAUAAUUAAUAUUAAAGCAUUUGUUUUUUUAUUAUCAAUAUGUUUAAAAUUAUCAUGAUAACCAUUUAUUAUAAAUAAAUGGGCUUUCAUUUCAAAUAAAUAAUUUCUUUUUUAAAUAAUUUCUUUUUUUUUUUUUUUUAAAGUUAUAUGCAUUCCUUAUUGAAGACUGUCACACACUACAUAUUUUUGUUAUAAAAAAAAAAAUGAAAAAAAAAUAAUAACAACAAUAUAGAAUUUUUAAUUUUAUUAUUUUUUUUCCUUAAUUUUCAACAGAUUCAUUAUGAAAUUAAUUUAAUUUAAUUUAAUUUUUUUUUCGUUUCUUUUUUAUGUUUUUCUUUUGUUUUCAGUUUAAUUGUUUUUUAGUUGAAAAGAAUUAUUUUUAAUUAAAAAAAUUAAGUAUAUGGAAAUGAAGGAUCAAAAUUUUUUUGUAUUUGAUACAAAAUAUGAAAAAAUAAAGAAGAUAAAUUAUUUUUGUUACUCGCUUUUUUGAUCGACUGAUCGUGUAUGUGUGUAUUCAAGUUUUUUGAAUUAAGUUUUGAAGUAUAAAAAAAUUUAAACAGAUUUGAAAAUUGAAAUUUGAAUGACGAAAAGUCAAAGAUGUUUUAAUGAUUAUUACUUGUAUCAUUUAUUUAUUUAAUAUAAUAAUAAUAAUUUUUUUUUUUGUUGUAUUUUAAAUGUUUAAAAUUAAUUAAUUAUUGAGUCAGUAACUAAACAUCGUGAAAAAUAAAUAAAUAAAUAAAAAGUAUUUGACUCUUUCAUAUACUAUUUCAAUGAAUCGUAUUUUUUUUUUCGACUAAUUAAAAUUGAAAAGUAAAUUAAUAAAAACCAAAAUCUCGCCUGUACAUAUUAUUAUAUAACGAAAAAUAAAAAAACAAAAAAAAUAUCUUCAAUAAAUAAUCUGUUAUUAUUGUUACGUUUAAAUAUGUUACCAAGAUUAUAUUUUUUUUGCUGGUAAUAUUGUUUUAGGUAUUACGAAAAAAAAAAUAAUUACUAUUUCGAUAUUUCUCUAAGUACGUGUGUAUAAAUACAAAAAAAAAAAAAAAAUAAUAAUAUGCGUACGAUAAUCAUUCUAAAUUAUCAAUGUUAAUUGUUUUAAAUUUUCAUAUUAUUAUUUUCUUUUUUUUUGUCUAUUUUAACUUUUUAUUUUCUUUAUGAGAAAAAACGAAAAAUAAUAAUUCUCAUUUAUAUUUUAACAAGGUUUUGAAUACAACGCGAAAGACUCAGUGAUGAAUUAUCAUCAACAUUAUUUUAUAUAAAAAUAUAUUAAAUAAUAAUUUUAUUUCCCUAGAUAAAUUCACUGUGACUAUUUUUUCACAACUAAAUUUACAAAAAUAUCAAAUGCAUUUAAUUGAAAUUCGUGUCAAAUUACUAGCCUCAAUUAUUGGCAUACAAAUAAAUAAACAACAAACAUUGACACGAUAAUCCAUGCAAAAAAAAAAAACAAAUAAACUAAUAAAAAAAAAUAUAAAUAUAUAUAUGUAUAAAUAAAUUUCUUAUUGUAAAAUUGUCGAAAUAAUAAUCCAGUGCUAUUUAUAAUUAUUGAAAAAUAUAAUUAGUAGUGUACAAAAGUUAAAUUAAAAAACAAAAAAUAACAAAAAAAAAAAAAUAA